UCCAGAGCUAUUUUUCUGUUUAAAUUAGCUGUAUUGGUAGAAGUUCAGAACAAUUGUUUGGAAAUAAGCAUGAUUUGUUGCAGUCAAUUGCAAACCUGUUUCAGUUAUUGAAUAUGCAGCAUCAUUUAUUUGAGUCAUGUUGGAAGAUUGGUGGCGAGACUUAGGCCUCAAAGGGUAGUCUGUAGUUAUUAGGUGUGCUGCAACACUCAGCGGAAGCCAGGGUAUCCCAGUGGCCCAGAUAUUGCACCUUAUCAUCCCAGCUCUGCAAAUUAUUGAUGACACUGAUUUGAAUUUGAUGGGGAAUUGUGAUGAUCAAUUGGUGCUUAAGCCUCAUGGCACAUCACAUAUGACUUGGGAAGCUACUGAUGAUAGAUCAAAGAAAACCUUGGAAAAUUAUGAAGACUCGAUAGAUGGUGGACACAACAGAAAGGGACCACCUAAAAAGAACAAAAUAUGCAAGGGACAAUCAAGUCAUGCUUCAAAUGCUUUCCUUAAAGAUUUUUCUGGAGAAUCAGAAUGUUUUGAUCAAGCUAAUGAAAUUUCAGAUACCAUUUUCCAAUUUCAGACAUCCUUGACCAGGGCAGUACAUAUAAGCAACAUUACAAAAACAUUUUUAACAGGGGAAAGUAUGUUAGACUACAAACUGGUAGGAGGUGCAAGAAUGCCAAUGGAUGGAUUAAUUUAUGAUGAUAAGACUGCAAGUGAAAUGAGUUCAUCCUGUCACUUUCCAUUGAUAAAUUCCCAAGCAAUAGAGACAAAUGGAUUAUUUGAAGGAGAGCAUGUUGUUGGCAGAGAAUAUGAUUUCCUGGAGCAUCCUUGGGACAAUAUCAACCACCUGAGCAAUCUGGAAGAUGUAGAUUCUAUAUUUCAGGAUCAAUUAUUUCCAAGCACUACAGCUGAUGUGGAUAUGGCGUCUCCCAUUCGAACCUCCUUUGUAGGAAUGCAAUGCAAGUCAACACCAAUAACAUUGAAAUCUGAUGUUUCUCUGAAAAAUGUAUCACCAAGUCAACAUCAUGGAGCUGGAGAAACGUAUACAACAGUUGGCGAUGAUUUGGUGGAUGAAGGAACCAUAGAGCCUAUGGUCCUGAAUCAGCUCAAAGCUGUAAUAAUGCAGUUAAGUCUCAGGACUAGAAUUUAUAUCAGAGAUGCACUCUACCGUUUGGCUAGAAAUGCAAAGCAACGACAUGCAGUAACUGAAGGUGGAAGCACCCUAGGUGUUUGUGGUGACUCCUUAAAUUCAAGGAUUCAAUUGAAUCAAGAACUACUUAGCUUCUCAAGAUACAAUGAAAUCGAUCUUGUGGAGACAGAAACCAAUCCCAUUGAUCGAUGCAUUGCAGAGUUAUUAUUCUCUACACAAAGUUCACACUCGUCAAUAAAUGGCACUGAUAAACACCUAUUAUCCUCCUCAUUUGAUGUGGAGACUAAGACAACUUCUUCCCUGGGUACAUCAGGAUUAACACAGGAGAGAGAUGGGCAAGGAGCAACUGUGGCAUCUCCAUAUUUUGCACUGACUACGGCAUUAGAUUCAGUAGAUCCUUUUCAAAGAUCUAAGCUAAUAAAUGUUGAAAUGCUCACAGGAGAUGCUAGGACAAAUCCUACAAAUUGUGAAGAUGAGAAUGAACUAAAAGCUGGACUGCAUACUUUAGCCACAAGGACUUCUGGAAAGGGGCUUCAAUGCUCUGAUAUAUAUCAGACAUCAGGUUCAAAUCUGUCUUAUCCUAGAGAAAGUAACUGUUUUAAUGCUUGCCUUGGAUUGCCAUAUUUUGGGCUUAGACAAGAAACACCACAUCUUUUUAGACUUCCUGUUGAUUUGGAUCACAACUUUAAAGGUGACAAGGCUCAAGACUUCUAUGCUAUGAAAGGCAAUUCAAGGGGAGAAACAACAGCCCAAAAUAAUAAUUUCUUCUAAUCAGGAUCAUGGUCCUGAAGUUAAGCUGACAUACUUUGGCACUUCCACAAUAAUAUUCGAGAAUGGUAUGUAGUGAGAAGUUCCACAAUGCUACUGAAUCAGACAACUUUACUACUUGAGUGUUCAUCUCAAAUUAAGUAAUGGCAUGUUUGAAAAGCAUAGAGGGAAACCUUGAUGGAAGAAGAUAGAAUUAAAUACCAUUACAUCAAGUGUGGUGGUAACAUCGUCUGCAGGGAAACUUGAAAGUCUUCUUGUAUAUUAUCAUCGCUGAGCAAUUUGUAGAAAAUAUUAUUUUGAUAACCUUCUUUUGGGUCACCUCAAUAAGUUUCCAUGAAAACAUAUGUGAAUUGUUUUCAUUCUUCUCUGGUCUAUUCAAUUCAGUUCUAUCAUAGUUUUCAA
Messenger RNA from Cryptomeria japonica (Japanese cedar), 2308 nucleotides. RefSeq lists its product as uncharacterized. The transcript is spliced from 6 exons. Bases 296 to 1909 code for a protein of 537 amino acids. Gene Ontology annotation, biological process: regulation of DNA-templated transcription; circadian rhythm. NCBI's taxonomy places the organism in Eukaryota, Viridiplantae, Streptophyta, Pinopsida, Cupressales, Cupressaceae. The record is from RefSeq and is a predicted model, not a curated record.